AUGUUGAUUUCGAAGCCACAUUCUCGCCUUUUAUCUGUGGUUACGAUCUUGGUUAUAGUCGCCUUAAGGUCGCUCUGCGGGUGGAGGGUCGACGGUUCCCUUAUAUUUCAAUUCGGCCAAAGGUCCGACAAGUCCAGCACGUCCAAUAAGCCCAGCAAUUCCAAAGGAUGGAUCUACUCGGGUCCCAAGGCAGAAGACAAAGCGGUGAUUCUGGCAAAGGUCCGCGGCGAAGAUGUCGAUUGGGUCUUUGACAAUCUUCAAGAUUGGAAACAAGCCAUCUACUAUAUGGACGACCCACGGGAAGGAGUGCUCCAUCCACCACUUAAUAAAGGCAGAGAGGCUAUGGCUUAUCUUACUUUCAUCAUCGACCACUAUGAUGUUCUUCCCGCGUACAUGGUCUUCGUCCACCCCCAUCUGCAAGGCUGGCCUGCAGCAUGGCAUACGGAUAGUCAGAAUCACAACCAAAUCAAUUCUAUCAGGUCUUUGAGGCUGAAAUACCUCGAAGAUAAUGCCCCAGAGUUUUCCAGGAACUACCAGAACGGCGAAGUUCUCGUGGCUUCCUCUCCUACUGCCGACAAAGACUGGAUGGCCGCUGGAACGCAGUCGCUAUUGGAGCCAUACCUAGGCAUGCAUGACUUUGACAUGAAUGGAAGCAAUGAGCGUGCUGUUGAAGAAGUCGAGUUAAGCGCAAUUGAAGCUUAA
This is a messenger RNA of Cladophialophora immunda, 702 nucleotides long. RefSeq lists its product as uncharacterized. Bases 1 to 702 code for a protein of 233 amino acids. Lineage: Eukaryota; Fungi; Ascomycota; Eurotiomycetes; Chaetothyriales; Herpotrichiellaceae. The record is from RefSeq and is a predicted model, not a curated record. The transcript has 4 exons.